UUCCAUUGGGGCUGAUUAUUCAGCUCUGUCUCUGGAAGAAGGAUAUUGAAAAGUACAUUGUGAGAGAGAUGCAGAAAGCUGUGGGUCAGGCAAACACAAUCCUCGGUGAAGAGAAGCUGUUAAUGGGCUGUCGGUCCAAUUCAAAAAUCUACCUGGUGUAUGUUUCUCUAGAUGGUUGCAAAGAUGAGUUUGCGGCAACCUUUUCUGAGCAGGUCGGUGCUGAGGACAUGUUUCACAGAGCUAUGACCUUCUUUUCGUCAGGUUACGCCUGCUGCCUCGCUAAAAGACACUUUCCUUUUCCUCAGCCCAGCUCCACUGGUCACCUGGAGGGAGGAGUGUGUUUCUGCCAGUACAUCUCCCAGCAGCUCAGCAGGGGAGAAUGGACAUAGGGAGGAAGAAUUUACAAAUUUAACAGAAUGCAUUCAUUGUCCAAUAUGUCAGAUAAAUUGUCUCAAAAAAUCUCAUUACUAUUUAACACCAAUUAUCAUGCACUCCCCCCAUAAUCCUGAUACACCAGCAACCUGCUGACUUGCAGAGUGAGUGGAGUCAGAUGAGCCACUGAGAGCUGUUAAAGGGGAAGUGACCUAAGUCAUGUAAGAAGCCUUUGGCACAGUUGAACUGAUUCUGUCCCUUUAACUAAACCGAAAGCAGAACAGGGCAAGUUUUCUUUUUCUGCACUUCCUGAGUUUAGGUUCCACUUGUUUCUCAUCCACACAGUGCGACUACUCUUCCUCGCUGUAUCAUCAAUUGAGUUUUCAAUAGAUAAUGGAGCCAAUGAGUUCACAGGAGACAGUAGACAGUCAGCCACAUUCUGCUGUCUCACUGUCUCCCAAUGUUCCUCCUGCACUGAGAGGUGCUGAGAGUUACCAUGUCUUCAUUAGCUACAGCAGCUCUGACCACCAAUGGACCCACUCCAUCAUCAGGCAGCUGGAGUCCUGUGGCCUGUACGUCUGCUACCACGAGCGUGACUUCACCCCCGGCCGCACCGUGCUGGAGAACAUGUCCCAGUGCAUCCAGGAGAGCCAGAAGGUGCUGCUGGUUCUCAGCCCAGAGUUUGUGAGGAGCCGCUGGUGUCUCCUGGAGGCCAACAUGUCUUUGUUCAGAGACUGUCUGGAGAGGAAGCCCAUCAUCCCAGUGCUGCUGCAGCCGGACGUCUCAGUUCCUCUCCACCUCUGCCACCUCACCUACCUGGAGGCCAACGACCCCGACUUAAGGAGUAAGCUGCUCAAAGUGCUGUGCACCCCAAACCAGCAGCUUCAAAGCUCCACUGUGAUGCCCUUCCAGCCUCCCUCUAUCUACAAUGGGAAGGCCCUGCAGCCUUUGAUAGCUGCCAAUGAUGAGGGUCUCAAUAAAUGGGAUUGUGGUCAGUUCAGUGACAUGGAGGUGCCAGACCAACUGCGUCUGAUCAUUGAGGACCAGGAGAAGUAUCGUGAAGCUUUGAGGAUCAUCAACAGCGUCUCUCAAGAUAAAGUGUGGCUCCGCCAACUCUGGCUUAGAGCAGUGAUGUACAUUAUUGGUGUAACAGUGUUUUUAGGCCUCAUAGCUUUUUCUUUAUAUAUUUUCGCAAUUAUAUAUAGAGAUGAUUGUAUCACAAACCCAGGCCAACCACCAUUAUGUUUUGUCAGUAUCUUUAGUAUCUUCAGUGUUCCUUUGGGGCUGAUUAUUCAGCUCUGUCUCUGGAUGAAGGAUGAUGAAAAGUACAUUGUGAGACAGAUGAAGAAAGCUGUGGGUCAGGCAAACAUAAUCCUCGGUGAAGAGAAGCUGUUAAUGGGCUGUCGGUCAAAUUCGAAAAUCUACCUCGUGUAUGUUUCUCUAGAUGGUUGCAAAGAUGAGUUUGCAGAAACCUUUUCUGAGCAGGUUGGUGCUGAGGACAUGUUUCACAGAGCUAUGACCUUCUUCUCAUCAGGUUAUGCCUGCUGCCUGGCUAAAAGACACUUUCCUUUUCCUCAGCCCAGCUCCACUGGUCACCUGGAGGGAGGAGUGUGUUUCUGUCAGUACGUCUCCCAGCAGCUCAGCAGGGGAGAAUGGACAUAGGGAGGAAGAAUUUAAAAAGAAGUUUAGGCUUUCAAUUUAUUCGAAUAUCUACCACAGAGUGUAACCUGCUUGGCACAAGUUUUACCAAGUCGCAGAUAUAUAUAACUAUAUCUAGACUCACAUGCAAUGAAGCAGUUGAGUACCCAAUAACAUUAUUGGACCAGUCCAUCCCUUACAAAUUCACACUAACACAGAGAUACCUUUAGGUUUAACCGCAGUGUUUUAUUGAGUCUUUUUCCUUCCUUUGUCUGUUACCAAUUUCAAGUUAUAACAAUAAACACACAUA
Limanda limanda (common dab) is the source of this 2320-nucleotide messenger RNA. RefSeq lists its product as uncharacterized. Gene Ontology annotation, molecular function: transmembrane signaling receptor activity. Gene Ontology annotation, cellular component: membrane. Gene Ontology annotation, biological process: immune response; toll-like receptor signaling pathway; inflammatory response. The transcript has 2 exons. NCBI's taxonomy places the organism in Eukaryota, Metazoa, Chordata, Actinopteri, Pleuronectiformes, Pleuronectidae. The record is from RefSeq and is a predicted model, not a curated record. The coding region runs from base 766 to 2034 and encodes 422 amino acids.